Acanthamoeba castellanii str. Neff is the source of this 1479-nucleotide messenger RNA. RefSeq lists its product as uncharacterized. Bases 1 to 1479 code for a protein of 492 amino acids. The transcript has 3 exons. The record is from RefSeq and is a predicted model, not a curated record. NCBI's taxonomy places the organism in Eukaryota, Discosea, Longamoebia, Acanthamoebidae.
AUGAACAGAGAAGACGACGAACGAACGCGACCACCAGAACGGCAGCUGCCACUCCUGGAGGGGGGAAGAGAUGAUGGGGAUGAGGGAGAUGAUGUAGAUGCGCUGCGGCGAGCCAGGACCCAAGCCGAGGCUGAGGCGCAGCGGGCCAAGGCCGAGCUCGAGCGCGCGUGGGAGGAGAUGCGCGAGGCCUGGGAGCUGCGCGAGGACGACGAGGCCAAGCUGCGCCAGCUGCUCGCCCGGCUCGAGGCCCGCAACGCCGACCUCGAGCUGCGCGACCGCGAGCUGCGGGGCGACCUCGCCCGCCUCAGCGACGCCGAGACCGCGCUGGCCCACUCCCUGCUGCUCCACAAGCUGGUCUACAAGGCCUUCCACAAGGGCUUCCUCAACGACGAGGAGGACGAGGCCGACGACGACGCCCCGGGCAGUGCCGCGGCGGCGCGGCUCCACCCGGACCUCGUCGCGCGCAAGCAGGAGCUCAACGAGAUCGACUCCUUCGUACAGCGCAAGCGCCUCGAGCGCCUCGCCCGCGAAUCCAACAACCACCACCACCCCGCUGGCGGCCCCGGCCCCGACGCCGUGUCGGGCUCGGGCUCCGUGACCAGCAGCACCACGACCAGCGCGGCCUCGUCGCCGGCGUCGUCUCUGUCCCUGUCCCUCUCGAGCGAGGACCCGGCCUUGGCCGCCACCACCGCCACCACGUCGGCCUCGACGUCGUCGUCGGAGGCCACGACCACUGCGGCGGCUGCGGCGGCGGGUGGCGGAUCGACGAUUGCGCGAUCGGCGGUGGCAAGCGCCGCACAGGGCGCCGCCGAGCACCACCAGCAGCAGCCGCCACAGCCGCCACUCAACGCGAGCAGCGGCGGACUGGGCGGUGGCGAAGGUGGUGGAGGAGGAGGGCACAAGGUGGCAACGGCGCUGCAUCCGACGUCGGCGAUGAAGAAGGAGGGCGGCGGGUCGGGCGUGAAGGGCCGCGUGACGAUCGCCGAGGUGGUCAAUCCCAUGAGCGGCGCGCUCAAGGGCGGCGGUAUCAACCGCCCGCCGCCGCCGCGCUCGCCCAUGAAGAAGGCCCCCGCCGGCGAUGAGGCCUCCAAAGCCGCCAAGCUGAUGCCGCCGCCGCUGGCCCAUCACGGUUCUGCCCACGGCCACCCCCACGGACAGAGCGGGCAUGGAGUGCCCAAGCCCCCCGCACCGCCGCCGCCUCCGCCCCUCAUCCUCACUGCUCCCAGUGGGGAGGUGAAGAAGAGCAAGAUCGAGCGGGAGAUCGACGAGUACUGCGGGGAGGGCCUGAACGAGCACGAGGACGAGGACGAGAAGGUGCCCGUGGCCACCCACCGCCUGCUGCUCAAGCUGCGCGAGGAGAACUUCUUCGUGCCCACCGCCAACCGCGCCUUCAUCAAGACCUGCAACACCUUCCUCGUCAACAUCCUCAAGGCCAUCAGCUCCUGCGUCAAGGCACCCACCCUCUCGCCCACGCUGUGA